Messenger RNA from Hipposideros armiger (great roundleaf bat), 978 nucleotides. It is a transcript of the gene CCER1, whose product is annotated as coiled-coil glutamate rich protein 1. The transcript has 2 exons. The record is from RefSeq and is a predicted model, not a curated record. Lineage: Eukaryota; Metazoa; Chordata; Mammalia; Chiroptera; Hipposideridae. The annotation marks the transcript as partial.
AUGCCUUCUAAGGAAGAUCCUCUCAACCUGGGCGGCGGCGGCUGGUCAUCCUCUGCCCCGUUUCGCACCUGGUCUUCCUGGAACAGAAGGCGCAGCGGCGCUUGGACUUACAAUCGGUGGCACCACUAUCACCCCAACUCCGCUUACAAGCCCCCGAGGAAACAGCCGAAACAACAGCACGGGCAGGGCCCGUGGUUCCAACCGCCCCAAAGUCCCUACUGGGCCGUGCACUCUAACCGGCGGCCCUGGGGAGGGCCCUGGUGCCCACCUCGGGCAGGACACUGGAAGCCCCCCGGCCGGAUGCGAGUGAUCCGAGAGAGUGGCUUGCACCCGCUGUGCCUUUGCUGCUGCUUCUGCUGGCUGGGGCCCUGGAACCCCGGCUGGGCGAGGUCCCAUGGCAAGAAGAAGUGCUGGGACCACAGGGGCUGCCGCCCACCCUGCCACCCACGCCGUUCCUGCUGGAGGGGCCUACCAGUGGAUCUCAGCACGCUGCUGCGGCCCGUCAACCUGUACGGGUGGCGGGCACCCGGCAUGCGAGCGCCGCGCAACACCACCCAGUUCAUCAUGAACCAGGUCUACGAGGACAUGCGGCAGCAAGAGAAGCUGGAGCGCCAGCAGGAGGCGCUGCAGGCGCAGCGAGCCCGGGCGGACGGCCCCGUCUCCUUGGACGGCUCCUCCUCCGGAAAUGACGCACAGCCCAGUGGUGGCGAGGCAGGGGCGGAGCUGCCGGAGCUUUUGUUUAGCUGUGUGCAGAAUCUCUCUUUCGGUUUCAGUCCUGACCCGGAGGUGGAAAACCAGUGCUCCUUCCCACAGCCGGUGGAGGAAGAGGAGAAAAAUGAUGAGUGUGACCAAGAGAAGUGUGAUGGGAAGGAGGAGGAGAGCGAGGAGGAAGAUGAAGAGGCAGAAGCCCAGGAUGAAGAGGAAGUGGAGGAGGCUGGCUCUGGGAAGGAAGGGGAGGAGGAAGAGGAAGAGGAAGAG